CUUACGACGGUGCACCAUAGCCUGUUGGGUUGGGGGUGUGUCACAGAGGAGGACUUUCUGCUGUUGUUGAUGCUGGAAAGUCUCCUCAGGUCCUGGGAAGCAGACUGCUGCUCUGCUGUUUUGCACCAUGAGUGAUCGGCCAUGGACCGCAUCACUUUCCACCAUGAUACUGUGCUGUCAGAUGUCCACAUGCUCCUGCCCAACGCACGCCACCUGAUGACACGCCUCAAUGGGGUCGGACAGCCCGUCUUCAUCUCGAGAUUCAGGAUCAUGCCAGAUGGUGAGAGGCAGGACAGGAAGGACCCAGGGAAACGUUUGAAGGAAGUGCAGGAACGCAAUAAAUCCAAUGAGGACGUGGACAAAGACACUAAAGUCGCACACGUUAAAGAUGAAGAGGAGGGCGGGGAAGGAAAUGAACCAUUUUUGGAUGAGGACGGAGACUUUGACAUCACACGCCGACCGAGGACAAACCCUAAUGAGGACCGAGAUGUGGUCUGUCCCGUCAUUCUCAAACAGUCCGACCCUGAACUGGAACAAGAAGAGGAGGAUGCAGAUGAUGAAGAUGAUAAGUCUCUCAGCAACAUUAUAAGGAUUGAGCACACUAUGGCCACAACCCUGGAGGACGUUGGCAAACAGCUGGUUUGGCGAGGGGCGCUCUUCUUGGCUGACUUCAUCCUCUCUAAGCCACUCUUGUUCAGAGGAGCUACAGUCCUGGAGCUGGGAGCGGGUACUGGCUUAACCAGUGUCAUCACAGCAACCGUAGCCAAAACAGUGUACUGCACAGAUGUGGGAGAAGACCUUCUAAGUAUGUGCAAGAGAAAUGUGACAUUAAACAGACACAUGAUUGAGCCUACAGGUGGUGAUGUGAGGGUGAGACUGUUGGAUUGGCUCCAGUAUGACUUGUGCACAGAUGCUGACAUGGAGUUCGGCUGGACUGAGGAGGAAGUGGCUAAUUUGUACGACAACACUAAGAUCAUCAUCGCUGCUGAUGUUUGCUAUGAUGACGAUCUGACAGAUGGGCUUUUCCGAACACUGUACCGACUCUGCAGCAACUUUCCUCACACCUGCUCCAUCUUCAUCUCCAUAGAGAAAAGGAUGAACUUCACCCUGCGACACUUGGAUGUUUCCUGCGACGCCUACAACCAUUUCCACCACUGUCUGUCCCAGCUGCAGGACCUGGAGGACGAACGCUGCAGCUUCAGAGUGGAACAGCUCCCCUCCAACUUUGCACAGUUUCUUCUGUAUGAGCGCAUAGAGCAGCUGGAGCUGUGGAAGAUCACUGCCACUCCACUUCCACCUGAGCAGAACCGCUCUGACUCUGAGCCGUCCUCAUCUUGACCUGGACUCAUGUCCCCUCAGUGUCAACAUUGCACUCUGCACACGGGUUUCUCUGCAAAGCUCUGGCUCACAGAUGAAGGUUUGAAAUGUGAAAUAUAAGAAGUCAAAGCAGCAUCACCUGCUCCAGCGUCAGUUCACCGAUAUUGAUGAAUUUAAGAUAGAAAGAGGGGAUCUGACAUAUGGAGUUUAUUAGGAUGUGUUUUAAAUGGGUCAUUGAUUCAUUGCGUGAAUAUAGCUUAAUUUAUUUUUUAACUUGAUUCAUGCAUUCUUAUAUGACCAACUGUUAAAGCUUUAUAAAAGAAAUGAAAGUUGUUUAGCUUUGCUAAAGAAAAGUCAACAGGAGGUGCAUUUCUCCAUGUUUGUUCAGUAUUUUUGAUUAAAAACAAGGUUAGAAGAAAGUUUUGUGCUCGUGAUUUGUAAUUCGGCUCCAUGCUAUUUAAAGCAUUUAAAUCUAUCUAUUUUGGUUGCAGCACAGAAUAUUGUAUUAAGGACACACUGGUUUUCAAAAAGAUGUAUUUGAACACGCUGACAAAUAAACCGAUUUAUUUUCA
This is a messenger RNA of Plectropomus leopardus (leopard coralgrouper), 1889 nucleotides long. Lineage: Eukaryota; Metazoa; Chordata; Actinopteri; Perciformes; Serranidae. The record is from RefSeq and is a predicted model, not a curated record.